UUUUUUUAUUUUUUCUUCCCCGGAGAGAAGUCUGAAAACAGUUUAUCAUCAGAGCGGCAAUUAAUCUAUCUUCUUUUUUUCCCAAUCACAACCACCUUCUAAACUAAUUAAUUCCUCGCUUUCUCGAAAGUUUGAAUCUUGUGCACGUGCUUGAUAUUAGGGUUUGUCGGGAUUUUGUGUAAAACUAUCACUGAAGAGUCGGGGAUUUUAUGGAAGUCAAAUCUAACAGGAGUCUUCAUGAAGAUGAAGAGGACGAUGAUGAAGAAUUUGUCUCCAGGAAAGGAGUCUCUUCUCAAAAAGGAGAUGGGAAGAGCACUGACCAGAAAGCUAAUACACCAAGAUCGAAGCACUCUGCUACUGAACAGCGGAGGAGGAGCAAAAUCAAUGAUAGAUUUCAGAUCUUAAGAGAUCUGAUACCACAGAAUGAUCAGAAGAGGGAUAAAGCAUCAUUCUUGUUGGAGGUUAUCGAAUAUGUUCAGUUCUUGCAAGAAAAGGUGCAAAAAUAUGAGGGAACAUAUCAGGGGUGGAAUCAAGAGCCCGUGAAGCUGAGACCAUGGUGGGUGAUUGGAAAUGGAGUUGACGGAUAUUUUUUCAGAAAUCUAAUGCCAUAUGGCCUCUUCUCUCUUAGGAACGCCCAUCCACAUUGUGAUAGUAUGAUUGACCUUUCCCGAACUACAAGAAAUGGCCCUGGUCCAUCAUUGAUGUUUUCCGGCAAGUUUGAUGAUAAUAGCAUGGCUGUUGCCCCCACCAUGCUCACAAACACACAAAACCCUGUAGAAUCUGAUCUUACCACCAGUACCGCCUAUAAACAAGUGGAUCACCACCUAGGGCUAGCAAACAAGGCUGUACAGCUACCGAUGCCGGUGCAGACAAACAUGCUGACUACUGUUGCUAGUGGUGGUGCACUUGCCCAACCUCAGCAGGGAGUUAUCACCGAUGUGGAAAAUGUUGCAUCGCAACGUCAGCCCCAGGUGUGGCAAAGUAGACCGCUUCCAGCUGAGUGUCCCAUCAUAACUGAUAUAGUGAAUGAACAGGAGGAACUCGACAUUGAGGGGGGUACAAUCAACAUUGCAGGUGUCUAUUCUCAGGGGUUGCUGAACAAUUUGACACAAGCUUUACAUAGUUCGGGGGUUGAUCUGUCACAAGCCAGUAUCUCUGUGCAAAUUGAUCUUGGUAAGCGAGCAAUCAAUAGGUUGAAUGUCUCUAAAGCGAAGGAUAACGAGGAUCCCUCAGCCAAUCGAGCAAUGGGUAAUUCUAGGGUUGGAAGCAGUGGUGAGGACUCGGAUCAAGCCCAAAAAAGACUCAAGAUAGAAAAACCACCUAUAUGAUUUCCUGGUCCUGCAUUUUUGUGAUAAUUUAUUAUUUCUUUUUUGUCUUGUCGCUCUUUUCUCUGUUCUUGUGUUGUGUGAGAUAUCAGUAAGUAAUGUUAAUCUCCUCCAAAGACUGACCCUGGAGAAGUGUUUUGUUGUACAUGCUCUUCUGCUUUACACAUAAAUCAUCAUCCUCUUCACCUGUGAAGUAAACUCAAUUUAUUUGUAAGUUUUCGUCCUUGGAGAUAAAGAGACUUCCAUAGAGAUAUGGUGAAGCUGCUUCAUUUUGAAGCCUUCCAUUCUUAGAAUGUGAAGUCUUUCUCUUGGUAUUGUCGAUUUUAUAAGACAACAUUAUUUUGUUUA
Molecule: messenger RNA, 1673 nt
Organism: Papaver somniferum (opium poppy)
Lineage: Eukaryota; Viridiplantae; Streptophyta; Magnoliopsida; Ranunculales; Papaveraceae
Product: transcription factor BIM2-like
Exons: 8
Coding region: 210-1328 (372 amino acids)
Biological process (GO): DNA-templated transcription
Molecular function (GO): DNA-binding transcription factor activity; protein dimerization activity
Source: RefSeq, a predicted model, not a curated record